This is a messenger RNA of Tetrahymena thermophila SB210, 573 nucleotides long. Its product is annotated as DNA repair helicase RAD25. Gene Ontology annotation, cellular component: transcription preinitiation complex; nucleotide-excision repair factor 3 complex; transcription factor TFIIH holo complex. The record is from RefSeq and is a predicted model, not a curated record. Gene Ontology annotation, molecular function: ATP binding; DNA binding; hydrolase activity. The transcript has 2 exons. NCBI's taxonomy places the organism in Eukaryota, Ciliophora, Oligohymenophorea, Hymenostomatida, Tetrahymenidae. Gene Ontology annotation, biological process: nucleotide-excision repair; transcription initiation at RNA polymerase II promoter.
AUGACAUUGUUGGGCAUCAUAGUAACCGAAAAAAUAAAGGGAAAUCCUAUUGUUAUAUGCGAUAUAGAUACAGCUACUAAACAAUGGAAGAAUGAAUUUAUCAGAUAGACAACAGUUAAACCAGAUAGAAUUAAAAUUUAUACUGGUAAAACUAAGAAUUUGCAAGAAAAGCAAACGAAACCUUUUAUACUGAUUACUACAUUUAAGCAACUCUCUAGUAUUAUCAAAUCAAAUAAACUUCAAAAAGAAAAGAGAUAAGAUAUGGAUACGUCAUCCAAAUAUGAAACCAAAUUGGAUUAUUACAUUUAAGAAGAAAUGGAAUGGGAUUUGUACAUAGCUGAUGAAACCCAAUACUCAGCUGCUUCUACAUAUAAAAAAAUAUUCGAGGAAUUCAAUUUUAAAUUGAAGAUAGGAUUAACUGCAACUACAUACAGAGAAGAUAAUAAAAUAUAUGAUCUUUUCCACGUUAUUGGUCCGAAACUUUAUGAAGCGAAUAUAUCAGAGCUAAUUUAGGACAGCUAUUUAGCUAAGCCAUAUUGUGUUGUAUUUCGUUGUAAAAUGCAUGAAUGUUGA